Sphaeroforma arctica JP610 is the source of this 771-nucleotide messenger RNA. RefSeq lists its product as hypothetical. Gene Ontology annotation, biological process: retrograde transport, endosome to Golgi; Golgi to vacuole transport. The transcript is spliced from 5 exons. NCBI's taxonomy places the organism in Eukaryota, Ichthyosporea, Ichthyophonida. Gene Ontology annotation, cellular component: GARP complex. Gene Ontology annotation, molecular function: syntaxin binding. The record is from RefSeq and is a predicted model, not a curated record. The annotation marks the transcript as partial.
AUGACAAUUAGAUCCAGUUUACCAGGCGCGUACGAGAGCCAAACCAACUAUAUUGAUGUAGAUAAGAAUCCCAAGAUGUCCUUGGCUCCGAAGACACCCAAGGGUGUGAAAAAUUCAGUUUCAAGACAAUCAUCCAGUUCGAGACCAUCGACUCCUCUCAGCAGAAGAGAUACAGAAACGAUGAAUCCUGAAGACGCGGUGAGUGUGAAGUGGCACCUGGACGAGUUCAAGCAGAAUCUGGUGUCCAUCCUGAACGAUCCUAUGGCCUCCAAAGUAGAUAAAGAUACCUACUACAACGACUGGGGCUCUGCGUUCGUAAACGAGGUGUGUCCUCCCUCCGUUCUACCGCCGGUCACCGUACGGGAUUUCGACAAGUACUUCGGUAAGAUAACAGAGAGAAAGUACCACACCCUCAAGAAGAACCGACAGGCCAUGAAAGCCGCCACCAAGCUCAGAGAAAAGGAACUCGCCCAAGCCAACGACGCACGGGGCCCGUCGCAGAACGAUAUGAAGUCCAUCGCCAAGGCUGUCCAGGAUGUGCCCAGCAUCUUCUUCACCCCAACAUUUCACCUGGAGGACUCCCAAACCUUUAAACUGGUCUUCACGCAUGCCGGGUCAGAAGAGCAGGACUACGAAAAUGAAGCUGAGCAACAGCUAUCACCACGUGGGGGUAACCAUGACAACCACGCAAUGGACAAUGUCAGUGAGCGAAGUAGAGGCGAUGAGAGCAUCAACGACGACCCCAACGGCUGGGUAGAGUCGAGGGUAUGC